CUCAGAGGUGCGUAGGAUUAGAAUCUUUGUACACCCUCCAAGCAGCAAAGUUGAUAGCACUUUAAUAUUUGUAGAUACUCGGGCAUACUCAUUGAUCAAUCAGGGGAGUGCGUAUUUUAUACUCCCAUUAUCUUAUGAUGCGCCUUCACAAACUUUGCAAUCGUUUCUCUCUCAUCUCGCCUAUCUCUCAAUCUUCUUCUUCGUCAAGACUUCUUCCAUCACUUUGUUCAUCUUUUCUUUCUCUAAAUCCUCACCACCACCACCACCACCACUCUUCACCGCCUGGGUUUCUCAGAACUAGAUUGAAAAACCCAAGGAAAUCUCUCGACACUCAUAUGACUAUGUCUACUUUUCAUAAUCCUGUGAAUUCUGAAGAUGGUGGUCUUGGAAGUGGCUCGAAUGGUACUGCUUCUUAUUCCCCAGUUGAUUACGAAGAUAGUUCUGCAUUGGAUGGUGGGUAUCGUCUUCCUCCAUCGGAAAUCAGAGAUAUCGUCGAUGCACCUCCCCUUCCUGCAUUGUCAUUCUCACCUCAAAGGGAUAAAAUAUUAUUCCUUAAGCGUAGAGCCUUGCCUCCGUUGACAGAAUUAGCAAGACCAGAGGAAAAGCUAGGUGGUCUUCGCAUUGAUGCAAAAUGCAAUACUCGGAGUCGUAUGUCAUUCUACACUGGUAUUGGAAUUCAUCAAUUAAUGCACGAUGGUACUUUAGGGCCAGAAAAGGAAAUACACGGCUUCCCUGAUGGUGCUAAGAUUAAUUUUGUUAGCUGGUCAUAUGAUGGUCGCCAUUUGUCCUUCAGUAUUCGAUUCGACGAGGAUCAGAGCGAUAACAAUAAGCUUAGCGUUUGGGUUGCAGAUGUAGAAACAGGAAGAGCUAGACCUUUAUUUCAAUCCCCAGAUAUAUAUCUUAAUGCAGUUUUUGACAAUUACGUUUGGGUCAACGACUCUACUUUAUUAGUCUGCACCAUUCCUUUAUCUCGUGGAGACCCACCAAAGAAACCAAUUGUUCCAUCUGGCCCAAAAAUUCAGACGAAUGAACAAAAAAAUAUUGUUCAAGUAAGAACAUUCCAGGAUCUGCUGAAGGACGAGUAUGAUGAGGAUUUAUUUGACUACUAUGCCACAUCACAGUUGUUAUUGGUUUCAUUAGAUGGGACAGUGAAGCCCUUUGGUCCACCAGCUGUAUAUACAUCGCUGGACCCCUCACCAGACGAGAAGUACAUUUUGAUUAACUCAAUUCACCGACCUUACUCCUUUAUCGUUCCUUGCGGAAGAUUUCCUAAGAAAGUUGAUUUAUGGACAACUGAUGGGAAGUUUGUUAGAGAGCUUUGUGAUUUGCCGCUUGCAGAGGAUAUACCCAUUGCAUUCAAUAGUGUUCGGAAAGGGAUGCGUUCGAUCAAUUGGAGAGCAGAUAAGCCUUCACAACUAUAUUGGGUGGAGACACAAGAUGGAGGUGAUGCAAAAGUGGAAGUUUCUCCAAGGGAUAUAGUGUAUACGCAGGCUGCUGAUACACUAGAGGGUGGACAGCCAGAGAUUUUACACAAGCUUGAUCUUCGCUAUGGAGGCAUCUCUUGGUGUGACGAUUCCCUAGCUCUAGUUUAUGAAUCUUGGUAUAAAACACGCCGAACGAGAACGUGGGUUAUAUCUCCAGGAUCUAAAGAUGUGAGCCCGCGCAUACUAUUUGAUAGGUCAUCAGAAGAUGUUUACUCUGAUCCCGGCUCUCCAAUGCUGCGCAGAACUCCUGUUGGGACAUAUGUUAUUGCGAAAAUAAAGAAGGAUGGAGAGACUUUCCUUUUACUCAAUGGAAGUGGUGCAACACCAGAAGGAAACAUUCCCUUCCUCGAUUUAUUUGACAUAAAUACUGGUACUAAAGAGCGAAUUUGGGAGAGCAACAAAGAAAAGUAUUACGAGUCAGUUGUUGCUUUAAUGUCAGAUCAGGUUGAAGGAGAUUUGUUCCUCGAUCAACUGAAAGUAUUGACUUCCAAAGAAUCAAAAACAGAAAACACCCAAUACUAUUUACAGAGUUGGCCAGAAAAGAAAGUUUGCCAGAUUACAAACUUUCCUCACCCAUACCCUCAGUUGGCCUCUUUACAGAAAGAGAUGAUCAGGUAUCAGAGAAAAGAUGGAGUCCAACUUACUGCUACACUUUAUCUACCUCCAGGUUAUGAUCCCACAAAAGAUGGCCCACUUCCAUGUUUGUUCUGGUCUUACCCUGGAGAGUUCAAGAGCAAAGAUGCUGCUGGACAAGUCCGUGGUUCUCCUAAUGAGUUUGCAGGCAUAGGUUCAACGUCGGCCCUUCUUUGGCUAGCUAGAAGGUUUGCUAUUUUAUCUGGUCCAACAAUACCAAUCAUCGGUGAAGGUGAUGCGCAGGCAAAUGACACUUACAUAGAGCAGCUGGUUGCAAGUGCUGAGGCUGCAGUUGAAGAAGUUAUACGCCGAGGGGUUGCGCAUCCAAAUAAAAUUGCUAUAGGGGGUCACUCUUAUGGAGCAUUUAUGACUGCUAAUCUUUUAGCACAUGCCCCUCAUCUCUUCUGUUGUGGAGUUGCUCGUUCUGGAGCUUACAACAGAACACUUACCCCAUUUGGUUUUCAGAAUGAAGACAGAACACUCUGGGAAGCCACUGGUACAUAUGUUGAGAUGAGCCCUUUCAUGUCAGCUAAUAAAAUCAAGAAACCAAUAUUACUUAUCCAUGGGGAAGAAGAUAACAACUCAGGAACACUAACGAUGCAGUCUGAUCGGUUCUUCAAUGCACUCAAAGGCCAUGGGGCUCUCAGUCGCUUGGUGGUUUUACCCUUUGAGAGCCAUGGUUACGCUGCACGAGAGAGUAUCAUGCAUGUUCUCUGGGAAACGGAUCGCUGGCUACACAAAUAUUGUGUAAAUAACUCUGAUGUGGUCGCGGAUAGGGGCAAAGAUGAUACCAAAGAAACCGUUAAAGAAGGCGAAAGUAAAGUUGUUUCUGCCAGUGGAGGAGGUACUCCAGAGGAGGAUUUUCAUUCACAGAGAAGGUCUUUAUUGUGAUCGAAGUAGUGAACCCCGUGACCCUACACUGUUUGGCAUGGAUAAAAGCUGGAGCUGCUUGUUCAAGAAGUGACUGCAGACCGACCCAAUGUAUGAUUUGAAAAAAAUAAAACACAGUGGGUAAUUUGGAAUCCAAGAUCCCUGAUUAAAAUUUUUGCAUUAAUUAAGGUGCAAUGCGGUAUCAUUGUUCUUUCGUGCAAUGCAUCGGAUUCCUUGUUGUAUUUUAGACUUAGAAUUGUAUCAUGUCGUCUCGCCAACCCCUCUCUAGCUUGUGGGGGAUUUAUAAUGUGAUAUAUAAUUGCUGCAGAAGGAAAGUUAUUCUUUGAACUUUGAACAUAUGGUGCAGAAUAAGAACCAGAAUAAUACCAAUACCAUGUAUUCUGAAGA
This is a messenger RNA of Papaver somniferum (opium poppy), 3395 nucleotides long. RefSeq names its product probable glutamyl endopeptidase, chloroplastic. The transcript has 15 exons. Gene Ontology annotation, biological process: proteolysis. The record is from RefSeq and is a predicted model, not a curated record. Gene Ontology annotation, molecular function: serine-type endopeptidase activity. Bases 135 to 3008 code for a protein of 957 amino acids. Lineage: Eukaryota; Viridiplantae; Streptophyta; Magnoliopsida; Ranunculales; Papaveraceae.